Anopheles marshallii is the source of this 481-nucleotide messenger RNA. RefSeq names its product cytidine deaminase-like. The coding region runs from base 11 to 481 and encodes 156 amino acids. The record is from RefSeq and is a predicted model, not a curated record. Lineage: Eukaryota; Metazoa; Arthropoda; Insecta; Diptera; Culicidae. Gene Ontology annotation, molecular function: zinc ion binding; cytidine deaminase activity. The transcript is spliced from 3 exons. Gene Ontology annotation, cellular component: cytosol.
GACUUUCAUAAUGAAUAACAACAUCAAUGGGCAGGUCGAUGGACAGAAUGUGGUUGAAUAUUCUACGUUAGAUAAUUCCGUGAAGGAACUGAUCCAGGCAGCUAUACAGGUAAGGAACAACGCCUACUGCCCGUACAGCAACUUUCCCGUGGGAGCAGCGUUAAGAACGGCUACGGGUGAAAUCGUAACCGGAUGCAACGUGGAAAAUGGCACGUUUGGACCGUCCGUCUGCGCGGAGCGAACGGCCGUUUGCAAAGCAAUUAGCGAGGGAUAUCGUGAGUUCACCGCGGUGGCUGUGGCGGCUUAUCAGGAGGCGGAAUACACGGCACCUUGCGGCACCUGUCGCCAAACACUGUCGGAAUUCAGUGCAAAAGAUAUACCCAUCUAUCUUGUUAAGCCUUCGCCAGCGAGGGUCAUGAUUACGUCGCUAUUUAAACUGCUGCCACACGCCUUCUCGCCCACCUUUCUUAACAACAAAUAG